Molecule: messenger RNA, 2754 nt
Organism: Brienomyrus brachyistius
Lineage: Eukaryota; Metazoa; Chordata; Actinopteri; Osteoglossiformes; Mormyridae
Product: hormonally up-regulated neu tumor-associated kinase homolog A-like
Exons: 9
Coding region: 276-2012 (578 amino acids)
Biological process (GO): intracellular signal transduction; protein phosphorylation
Cellular component (GO): cytoplasm
Molecular function (GO): protein serine/threonine kinase activity; ATP binding
Source: RefSeq, a predicted model, not a curated record
GGUUCAGUGAAAUAUACAAGACAUACGGACAGAGCGUCUUCGACCGACAGUUGUCUUUAUCGGGUUUCUGGAAAUAUUGUUCUACUGUUUUACGUAAGUCGUGGAGGUGAUUAAAACACUGAGUUUGAGGGUUAAAAGUACUAUAUGUAUAUAAGUAUAUAUACUUUGAGUUGAGAGUAAGUGUGCAGAGUACUGCAUUUUGCUGAUAGCACUGGUAAGACUGGACGCCCGAGAGGUGAAGCACGCAGCUGCAAGUCACAGCAGGCGGACGGGGGAUGCCUAUCAGGACGGCAAUGGACGGCCCCCGAUAUGUUGGCCCAGAAAAAACUGUCCCGGCGAAUACUAAUGCUUGCCCGGAUAGCCAACGCAAGAUGUACCAUACGAAGAUGGUUGGGAAUUACUUUAUUGGAAGAAAACUCGGAGAAGGCUCCUUUGCCAAAGUAAGGGAGGGUCUACACGCUGUCACAGGAGAAAAGGUGGCUAUAAAGGUAAUUGACAAAGCGAGGGCAAAGAAGGACUCAUACCUGUUGAAGAACUUGCACCGGGAGGGCCUCAUCCAGCAGAUGAUCCUUCACCCCAACAUCGUCCAGCUGCUGGACAUCCUGGAGACGGAGGCCAGCUGCUACCUGGUGAUGGAGCUGUGCAUGGGAGGGAACCUCCUGGAGAGACUCUUAGAGAGAGAACGCCUGGACGAAGCAGAGGUUCAGCGGUACAUUCGGCAGCUGGUCAUGGCUGUGGAGCACCUACACAGCUCAGGGGUGGUUCACAGGGACCUCAAGGUGGAGAACCUGCUUUUGGAUGAAAACAACAACAUUAAAGUCAUAGAUUUCGGUUUGAGCUCCUGCGCCAGAAGGCGGGGUACCGGUGAUCUGCUGAGCACACAGUGCGGUAGCCCCGCCUACUGCGCCCCCGAGCUCAUCUCCCAGAAGAAGUACGGACCCAAAGUGGACGUCUGGUCCAUAGGGGUUAUCAUGUACACUCUGCUCACCGGGGCCCUGCCUUUCACUAUGGAGCCGUUCAACCUCCGUCAGCUCUGCCAGAAGAUGGUGCAGAGACAGAUGAACCCGCUGCCACAGAAGCUGUCGCCAGGUGCCGCUGGCUUGCUUAGUAACCUUCUGGAACCUGACCCAGCCAGAAGGCCUAGCAUCCGUCAAGUAAUGGCUGAUCCGUGGCUUUUGCCGGCCAACCCGAGGGCCAGGUCCCUUUACCUGAACAGUAAAUGCUCUUCUGUCAGAGCGCCUUUGGAGAUUGACCACCAUGUGCUUGAGCACAUGACUGUGAAGAUGGGCUUCCAGCAUGAGGAGGUCCUGAGCGCUGUGCUGAAAAACAGGCCCUGCCACACGCUGGCCGUCUACUACCUGCUGGAACGGAAACGCAGGAGAGUACAGGGGCCACGCGAGGAGAAGAAGCUCACGGGAAAGGAGACGAAAAGGCAAAGUGGGGAAGAAAACUGCAGAAGUGGACAGAUGCCUUUGAGAAGGUGCUCAGCCAAUUGCGGGAACCAGAGAGCAGUUUUAUCGACUGCUCUGGAACACCUGAACAGCUAUCCUGUGCGUCUCGACCCACCUCGGCCAAUCAGGCGGCAGGAAACGUAUCCCCCGACCAAUGGGAUUUCACUUCAGGGCCGACCCCAACAGCAGCCCAUCCCUGCCAACGCCAAGACUCACUUCAGGACCCUGGGCAUCAAGGCCGCAUGGUGCAGGUUCAUGCACAGCAGUCCACCACCCUGCCCGGUGCCCCCGGUCUUCCAGACCUACAGCCCGGGCUUGAAGACGGUGCCAGACUUCAUUCCACCUAGUUGCCCCGUGGCUCAAAAACCAUCGCAGAACUUGCCCCCGGCUAAGGCGCGCAGGUCAGAGCCAGAGGGUCCCAGAUGGCGGGCCCGGCUGCCGUCCAUCAGCCUGGGGCAGGCGCUGCGGCGGAGCAUGUCGUUCCGACACGCCACUCCACCCGCGGAGGACACAUUCUGCCGGAGGCGCAUGACGCUGAGCCCUUCACAUACGCUGCGCUGAGGCAUGCUGGGAAAAGUGCCAUGUAAGCGGCCCGCCAAAGAUCCGGGGGCCGCUUACCAACCGGAGCGCCGUUUAAAACAGCUCUGCCUCUUUCCUUCACCUCUGCCUCUGAUUUCCGAGGCCCUUUAAUUCUGCGCCAGGGAACACAGCAGCACCCGCAGCUCGUCUCAAACCCGACAGCGGUAGGCGGCUUAGCGGGUUGGGAGGCUUCCUGCUGUGCGUCUGACUGUUAACGCCGGUCCCAAGUAACGCGGAAGCGUUGAAAGACUUUCCGUCUUUAUCAUCUACAGUGACAAGUCAAAAAUGUAAACUUUUGAAACCAAAAAAAAAAAAGUGCACAGACUGUGAUAUUGUGAUAAUUCUCUGUGAAAUGAGGUAAACGGUGACCAGGCUGCAGUAUUUAUGUAUUGUAUUUUAGUAGUUAUGAUGUGCAGAAAUCUGAAAUCGGUGCCAUUAGUGAAAACCUUGCAACUUUUGCCCAAAAAUGCAGUGAAACAGCAGAAACCCAGACGUUCCACAGGGCUACACUGCGAUGUACCUUAAACUAUGCAUAAAACAGUCUGCAUGACCCACCCCCAACUGCCGUUUGCUAUCAGAUGAGUCUCCGACUCCAGCUCCUAGAAGAUGGAAAGACCAGUUUAACUGCACCAUUAUCUGAAUGAGUCUCCCACUGUGAUACAAAAAUGCUAAUUGCUGUUUAUAAGCAGGAUUCAUGUUCAAUAAAAAUGUUUGAUUGCGAAAA